GGGGAAAGGAAGCCAGUUGGAGGAAGCCUGGCCAAGCAGAGGAUCAGAGGAUUGUGCUGAGCUGCACACAGCUGGGGUUACAAGCUCAAGGUUAGUGGCCCCCCGCACGUCUCCCCAGAGCUGACAUCUUUGGAGAGUUGUCUCAGGAGGGCACGGCGCCAUCUCUCAUCCCCGCAGGAAUUCUGAAGCUCCCGUUAGGAUAGACCCGGAUCUGCCCCCUCGGCUCAGCUCACCCUACCAUGCGGACUUUGCCCCUCCAGGUCAAGAGUGGAGUGUUAAAAUAAAAUGGAUGAUUUGACGUUACUUGAUCUUCUGGAGUGUCCCGUGUGCUUUGAAAAGCUCGAUGUCACGGCCAAAGUCCUCCCUUGCCAGCACACCUUCUGCAAACCAUGUCUCCAGAGGAUUUUCAAGGCCCACAAGGAGCUGAGGUGCCCGGAAUGCAGGACCCUGGUGUUUUGCAGCAUCGAGGCACUGCCGGCCAACCUGCUGCUCGUGCGUCUCCUAGACGGUGUGCGCUCGGGGCAGAGCUUGGGGAGAGGGGGCUCCUUCCGCAGGCCUGGUGUGCUGACCGCGCAGGACGGCAGGAGAGGCAAGAGUAACCCCAGAGCUCUACAGUCCAGCUCUUUCCGGCUGGUGCCUAAUAUCAGAAUCCACAUGGAUGGGGUGCCAAGAGCAAAGGCCUUAUGCAACUACCGAGGGCAGAAUCCCGGUGACCUGAGGUUUAAUAAGGGAGAUGUCAUCCUUCUGCGGAGACAGCUGGAUGAGAACUGGUACCAGGGGGAGAUCAAUGGAAUCAGUGGGAUCUUCCCAGCCAGCUCCGUGGAAGUCAUCAAGCAGCUGCCCCAGCCACCCCCUCUCUGCCGGGCCCUCUACAAUUUUGACCUACGAGACAAAGACAAGAGUGAGAGCCAGGACUGCCUGAGCUUCCUCAAGGACGAUAUCAUCACCGUGAUCAGCCGAGUGGAUGAGAACUGGGCAGAAGGCAAGUUAGGAGAUAAAGUCGGCAUCUUCCCAAUCUUGUUUGUAGAGCCCAACCUCACUGCAAGACACCUCCUAGAAAAGAACAAAGGCGGUCAAUCGGUCCGCACAAAGAACCUGUCUCUGGUACCCUCAUGCUCCCGAAGCAAAGCAGCCAACACGCCCACCCUCCGCAGGGGCCCUGGGUCCAGGAGGAAAGGGCCCGGGCAGUUCUCCAUCACAACAGCUUUGAACACUCUCAACAGGAUGGUCCAUUCUCCCUCGGGGCGCCAUAUGGUGGAGAUCAGCACCCCAGUGCUCAUCAGCUCCAGCAACCCCUCUGUGAUCACCCAGCACACGGAAAAAGGAGAUAUUCCUCCCAGCUCUGUGGGGCAGGUCAGCACUUACCAUCCCAUACCUGGCUCCCCAGGACAUUCCGCAGCCAUCGUCAAUCUGUCCGGCUCCCAGCAACACCUCUCAGCAAACAUGUUUGUGGCCCUGCACUCCUACUCAGCCCAUGGACCCGAUGAGCUGGACCUACAGAAGGGAGAAGGCAUCAGGGUCCUGGGCAAGUACCCAGACGGCUGGCUCAGGGGCGUCUCCUUGGUCACUGGGCGGGUUGGCACCUUCCCCAACAACUAUGUCAUCCCCAUUUUCAGAAAGACAUCUAGUUUUCCAGAUUCUCGGAGUCCUGGUCUCUACGCCACAUGGACGUUAUCCAACUCCUCUGUGUCCUCCCAAGGCAGCAUUUCAGAAGGUGAUCCCCGGCAGAACCGUCCCUUCAAGUCCGUCUUUGUGCCCACCGCCAUAGUCAACCCCGUGAGGAGCACAACCAGCCCGGGGACUUUAGGACAGGGCUCUCUUCGGAGAUCCGGGAGGAGCAGCAUGAGAAAGAGUAAGUGGUGGCAGAGAGAUGGAUCCCUGCAGAGGCCCGUCCAGUCAGGGAUCCCCGCCCUGGUGGUGGGCUCCCUCAGACGCAGCCCCACCAUGGUGGUACGGCCUCAGCAGUUCCCGUUCUACCAGCCGCAGGGGGUCCCCCCUGCCCCCUCCACGGUGGUGGCGGCGGAACUGGGACCGCAGCCCACUCCCACCGGGGAGCCUGCCCUCACGUGUGUCAGCAGAGGCGGUGACACCAGGACCCGCUCAGCCGCCAGUUCCCUCAUCAUGGAAGGCAAGGAAAUCCCUGUCAAGAGCGAGCCUCUACCUAAACCACCUGCAUCCGCCCCACCAUCCAUCCUAGUGAAACCAGAAAACUCCAGAAAUGGCAGCGAAAAGCAAGUCAAAACUGUGCGAUUUCAGAAUUACAGCCCUCCUCCGGCCAAACAGUACACCUCCCACCCCACGUCAGGAAAGCCUGAACAGCCUGCCAUCCCCAAGGGGUCCCAGCCCGAAGCCGCCCCCUCAGGCCCAGAGAUGACCGUCCUAUUCGCCCACCGAAGCGGCUGCCAUUCAGGACAGCAGACAGACCUCCGGAGGAAGUCGACUUUGGGCAAGACCACCACCCCAGUGUCCACUGCUUCGGCGACACAGACCGUGUUUCCCAGCAAAUGAAUCUACGGGUGGCUUUUCCCAGACCCCAAAGAGACCCGGUCUUGGUCAUCUUCCCAGGAGGAGCUAGCAACAAGCGGGAUGCUGAAGAGCACAAAUGAUCUGCUGGGAUGGAAACUGCUCAGUGGAGAGUUUGUGGACCACGUGAUAUUCCUUGGACAUCAGGGAUGGUACCGGAAUACCAACAGGCUGGCCUCUGGGACAGAAAGGCAAUAGGAGAAAAAACAAAUCUGUCUUCAUCCAGAGUAUCCGUGGGUGGUGAGCCAGGAUGGGGAACAGCACAUGAGCCAUGUUCUGUUCCAGGUUACAGCAGAUUCCCACCUCUCCUGGUAGUCAAAGCCAAGCUUUGUCUUGCCAGUUUCUCACACCUUGGCACCUCACUGACAAAUGAGAAGACUAGACUUCAGGUUCCUUCCAGCUCUGUGACUGGCCUGUCUGUGCAGCUCACAUUUGGAGCAGUGCAGGUAGGGGAUGGUAUCACAUUCUCCUCUUGGAUAUUCAAGCCAGAGAAUCCAAUGCUUCUUCACAACACCCCUAGCCUUCACCCCCUCUCCUGACUCCCACCAAGCUUCCUGUGUCCAUCCACCACAUCUUUGUUUUUUUCCACUCCAAUUUCAUGCUGUCUUUUACCCCUGACACUCUCUGGUCCAGAGGAUUUCUGUUCCAACAUACUGAUCAAAGAAAUGAGGAAUUGGUACAUAAGGAAUCUCAGAAGAAAAUGAUGAUGUAAUAAUAGAAAUACCACAGAUUACAGUG
Felis catus (domestic cat) is the source of this 3261-nucleotide messenger RNA. It is a transcript of the gene SH3RF2, whose product is annotated as SH3 domain containing ring finger 2. Gene Ontology annotation, cellular component: nucleoplasm. Gene Ontology annotation, biological process: positive regulation of JNK cascade; negative regulation of apoptotic process; positive regulation of proteasomal ubiquitin-dependent protein catabolic process. NCBI's taxonomy places the organism in Eukaryota, Metazoa, Chordata, Mammalia, Carnivora, Felidae. The record is from RefSeq and is a predicted model, not a curated record. Gene Ontology annotation, molecular function: protein phosphatase 1 binding; ubiquitin protein ligase activity. The transcript is spliced from 11 exons. Bases 286 to 2508 code for a protein of 740 amino acids.